This is a messenger RNA of Tribolium madens (black flour beetle), 1504 nucleotides long. RefSeq names its product sterol O-acyltransferase 1-like. The transcript is spliced from 6 exons. The record is from RefSeq and is a predicted model, not a curated record. Bases 128 to 1471 code for a protein of 447 amino acids. Gene Ontology annotation, cellular component: endoplasmic reticulum membrane. Lineage: Eukaryota; Metazoa; Arthropoda; Insecta; Coleoptera; Tenebrionidae. Gene Ontology annotation, biological process: cholesterol metabolic process.
UUGUCUCGGCAGUCUUGUCGAUGUUUCUUCUACGGUUAUCGUUCUUAUCAGUUGCCUAGUGGCCGCCGCUAGUUAAUGAAUGUCCCAAGAUAAUUUUUUGUGAUUAGUUCCGUGCAUCACGUGUGUCAUGUCUUCGAGUUCGAACAAUAACACAAAAAUUAAAAGUAAACAGUUUGAAAAAGUCUUUAAAAUACGCAACUCUCCAUUGACGGACCGCUUUGAAAACAGUGAAGAUAUCAAAACAAUUUAUAAUUUGUUCGCGAUAAUUCUUAUCAGCUUGUUGACCAACACUGUAAUACAUGAUUAUUCCAAGACCGGCCAGUUACAUUUCGGGUUGAGACUCAUUGUGAGAGGAUUUAAUAAAUUUGGUUGGGUUGUUGCGAUUUGGGGAGUUUUAAAUGUUUUGGCCCUCGCGCUAUUCAGCGUGUUCAAGUUUUGGGCCAAAAUUUAUCUAAUUCUACAACCAAAAAGUCAAAAAUUCUGGAACAAGAUAUGGGUCACAACGCUGAUUUUGUACUACGUCCUGUCGUUAUAUUCCAUUCAAAAAGGGGUCGAUUUUAUGGAGUUUGCGCCCGGAUCUGCGGCCGUUUUAUUCCUCGAAGAAGUCCGACUUUUAAUGAAACAGCACGCUUUCAUCCGAAGAAACGCCCCCAAAGUCAAUCAAUACAAGCCUCACAGCGACACAAAACUAAUCCUCCCAACGUUCCAAAAUUUCUUUUAUUUUCUCUUCGCCCCUACGUUUGUCUACAGGGAUGAAUACCCCCGGACUAGGACGAUACGUUGGGGUUUCGUUCUAUACAAUUUAGGGGAGGUUUUGGGCAUAAUUUGGCUGUUGAGCCUCGUCGUGGAGCGAUUCCUAGUGCCCCCAUUCGAGGACAUUUGCAUCAGGAAAUACACUUUGAGCGAAAUUGUGAUUCCGGUGGUUGCAAAUUCGUUCCCUGGAAUUUUAUUCAUGUUGUGUGGAUUUUACUCGGUUUUGCAUUCAUUUCAGAAUGCUUUUGCCGAAAUGCUCAGAUUUGGAGACAGACUUUUUUACAAGGAAUGGUGGACGUCUAGGUCACUUUCAGAAUACUAUCGAACGUGGAAUGUAAUAGUGCACGAUUGGUUAUUUAUCCACAUUUAUAAAGACGUGUAUGAAAUAGUUGUCCCCAGGAACAAAAUGGCGGCUAAAUUGGCCGUUUUUCUGAUUUCAGCACUGGUGCAUGAAUGGAUUUUGACACACGUUUUAAAAUUAUUUCUUCCAAUUCAAUUCAUUGAAUUUUUUAUCGCGGGAGCCGUUUUAGCUCUAUUCAACAUUUUGGACUUGUCCGUUGGUAAUUUAUUCGUUUGGUAUUUGAUGGUUUUUGGGUCAGGAAUGCAGGUCAAUUUAUACACACUUGAAUUUUUUGCACGUGCAAACUGCCCUUUGGAGACAAACACUACGAUUGAUUUCUUGAAACCUAGAUUUAUUACAUGUGGUUGUAUUCUAUAAUUUUUAAUGCAAAAAUACAUUUAUAUUUUAUUA